Messenger RNA from Sciurus carolinensis (gray squirrel), 1407 nucleotides. RefSeq names its product tripartite motif-containing protein 64-like. The transcript is spliced from 6 exons. Bases 1 to 1407 code for a protein of 468 amino acids. Gene Ontology annotation, molecular function: zinc ion binding; protein binding. NCBI's taxonomy places the organism in Eukaryota, Metazoa, Chordata, Mammalia, Rodentia, Sciuridae. The record is from RefSeq and is a predicted model, not a curated record.
AUGGAUUCACACACCUUCCAAGAAUUUCAGAGAGAACUCACAUGCUCCAUUUGCAUGAACUAUUUCUUAGAUCCUGUCACUAUUGACUGUGGGCACAGCUUUUGCCGACCCUGCCUCUGGCUCUGCUGGGAUGAAGCCCAAACGCCAAGGUGCUGCCCCGAGUGCAGGGAAAUAACAGACAAGGCAGACUUCAGCACCAACAUCGUCCUCAAGAAGCUGGCUUCCCUCGCCAGACAGGCCACGCCUCGCCCCGACAGCAGCUCUGGGGAGCAGCUCUGCACCGCACACAGGGAGGCACAGGAGACCUUCUGCGAUGUCGACAAGAGCCCGCUCUGUGCGUCCUGCUCUGACUCACCCGAACACGCGGUUCAUAGCCACAGCCCGGUGUCGUGGGCGGCGGAGGAGUACAGGGAGAAACUUCUAAAGAAAAUGGAUCCUUUAUGGGAAAUGACUCAGGAGAUGCAAAAUAAUCUAAAUGAAGAAGUUAGCAAAUCACAAUCGUUUGGGGAGUACGUGAUGUUAAGGAAGAACAUGAUCCAAACUCAAUAUCAGAUGAUGCAUCAAUUUCUCAUUGAGGAAGAGCAAUUUCAACUGGCAACGCUCAACAGAGAAGCAGAAGAAAUUUUACAAGAACUCAGGGACAGUGGAAUCAGAAUGGCCCAGCACAGAGAAGAGUUGAAGGAAAUGUACAGGGAGCUGACUGAGAUGUGCCACAAGCCAGACAUGGAGUUGCUCCAGGUGAGCAGGGAGGGUCCAUCCUCAGAGACAGGAGUCCUUGUCUGGGCAGUGUUGCCUGCAGAGAGCACUAACUUAGCAGACACAUUUGAAUGGAUUGAGUUGGUGCAGAGACAGAAGCCUCAGUCAGUGAACCCAGAGCUCCCUUCAUUGCACAUCACUGGAAUCCUGGAUAUGCUGAACCAGUUUAGGGUGAAUAAUGGAAUGAUUCAAGGAUGGGCCAAUCGCUAUAUGAGCCUUUCUGAGGAAGUUCGAAAUAGGGUAUUUGGAGAUGGUGGAGCAAGAGAAGAGCCCCAGAGAGUGGAGAGUUAUGCUGCAUGGGGUGUUGAGGCCUUUACCUCUGGCAAGAACUACUGGGAGGUGGAUGUAGAAAACUCCUGCAACUGGAUUUUGGGUGUCUGUAAAGAUUUCACAACAAGUGACAGUUUUGAUUGUGAGAAAGCAAUUUUCCUGUAUUCCUUGAAGAGGAACAACCACUGUAGUCUCUAUACCAACUCCCCACCCUUAACUCAUUAUGUGCAAAGGCCUCAGGGUCGGGUCGGGGUGUUACUGGAUUACGACAAUGCAACCAUGAGCUUCUAUGAUGUUUGCCGAGGUUCCCUCAUAUAUACUUUCUUUUCUUCCUCCUUCACCUCCCCUCUGAAUCCCUUUCUUUUCUUUGGUUCUCCAUAA